Brenthis ino (lesser marbled fritillary) is the source of this 1224-nucleotide messenger RNA. NCBI's taxonomy places the organism in Eukaryota, Metazoa, Arthropoda, Insecta, Lepidoptera, Nymphalidae. The record is from the annotation of a GenBank genome assembly.
AUGAAUAGAAGUAAAAGUAUGAAAAGAAUGGACAUCAUAAGGAAAUGUUUUAUAUAUAAUAAACCACGACUAAAGAGUUCCUACCGUAGCUUAUCUUCAAGUAUUUGUAGAUUUAAAGAAACUGACAUAAGCAAAACUGAAAAUAAAAAAUCCCAAGAAAAUGAAGGGUGGCCCAAAAGAGUUGUGACAGGAUUGCAACCUACAGGCACUCUUCACGUAGGGAAUUAUUUUGCUGCUGUGCAACGCUGUGUUAAACUCCAAAAUGAAGGCGACGACCUUAUGGUCUUUAUUGCCGAUCUUCAUGCUCACACAACACCUCAAGAUCCGGCACAGAUUCAGGAAAAUACACUUGACCUAGUUGCAUAUUUAUUGGCAAGUGGUUUAGAUCCAGAAAAAAGUGUACUUUUUAUACAGUCUGCUGUACCAAGGCAUGCAGAAUUGUGCUGGCUGCUUGCCUGCUUGGCAACACAUGCUCGCCUUGCCCAUUUGCCUCAAUAUAAAGAAAAGUCUGCUACAAUGAAAGAAGUUCCUGUUGGCUUAUUGCUUUAUCCUGUACUUCAGGCAGCAGAUGUGUUAGUGUAUCGUGGGACUCAUGUACCAGUGGGUGCAGAUCAGUUGCAACAUCUGCAAGUAGCUUCACAGCUAGUGCGAACCUUCCACCAUAGAUUUGGCCGCCUCUUUCCCACACCAAGACCAAUUUUACCAGACGAUGGCAGUGACCGUAUACGAAGUCUACGUGAUCCAACUAAGAAAAUGUCAAAAUCAGAUACAGAUCCUAAGUCACGAAUAUUAUUGAGUGACUCAGAUGAGACUAUAAGAUUAAAAAUUAGAAAAGCUGUUACAGACUUCACUCCACAGGUGACGUUCGAUCCCGAAACGCGGCCGGGCGUCUCUAAUCUCGUAACUCUACACUGCCUCGCGGCGGACUUGCUGCCCGAGGAGGCGGUGGAGGAGGCCGAGGGGCUGAGCACGGCGCAGUACAAGGGCGUGGUGGCGGAGGCGCUGUGCGCGGCGCUAGGCCCGCUGCGCGAGCGCGCCCACGGUCUGCGCGCGCGCCCCGCGCUGCUGCGCGAUGUGCUGCGCCACGGCGCCGCCGCCGCACGAGCGCGCGCCGAUGCCGUCUACGCCGACGUGGCCGCGCGCCUCGGCCUCGCGCUGCCCGCCCGCCCCGCGCCCGCGCCCCGCGCCCACGCGCUGUGCGUCGCGACGGCACAGCCGCGCCGG